Molecule: messenger RNA, 945 nt
Organism: Culex quinquefasciatus (southern house mosquito)
Lineage: Eukaryota; Metazoa; Arthropoda; Insecta; Diptera; Culicidae
Product: zinc finger protein 595
Exons: 4
Coding region: 24-884 (286 amino acids)
Biological process (GO): regulation of transcription by RNA polymerase II
Cellular component (GO): nucleus
Molecular function (GO): DNA-binding transcription factor activity, RNA polymerase II-specific; RNA polymerase II transcription regulatory region sequence-specific DNA binding
Source: RefSeq, a predicted model, not a curated record
GCGCGAACCUGCGGCUUUUACAAAUGCACGUGGAAGGGAAACACAGCGGAUUUACUUAUAUCUGCGAGACUUGUGGGUUCCAGUGUUCAACUGGCUCCAGAUUAAAAGAACACAACAAACGUUAUCACAACAAAGAAACCCUGAACUGCGAGUACUGCCAGAAAACAUUCAAACUGAAACUAGACUUGCGGAACCACAUAGUAAAUGUGCAUCUCUCGGAAAGGGUUUUCAAGUGUGAAACGUGUGGGAUGGAAUUUCGGCGAAAAAGUACCCUUACAGUACACGAAGCUACCCACAGCGACGUGUACAACUUUCCGUGCCAGCAGUGCGAUAAAAAGUUUAAGGUGAAAAACUUACUGAAUAAGCACAUCAUCAGGGUUCACCAGGAAGCAACGCUCGAGUGCGAACACUGUUCCAAGAUGUUCUACACUAGAUGGAUGCUGCUGGAUCACAUCGAGAGCAGACACGGGGUCCAGAUGCGCUUUGUUUGCGACGUUUGUGUUGCAACGUUCGAUAGCCAGGAAGAGCUCGCGACCCACAAAGCUCGUCACGAUCAUCCCAAAGACCUCGAGUGCUGUCUUUGCUUGAUUGUAUUUCCCUCGAAAGAAAAUAUGGUGGAUCAUUUGUGCAUCACGUACAGGGAGGAUUACGUUUGCUGCGAGCGAGAUUGGCGGCAGCAUUUGCACUACAACAAACACAUGCUCGUCAAGCAUGGCGUCAAGAUAAACGCCCGCGUUAAGCCGGAGCCGAACGUUUUGCUGGGCCAAAUACGCGCAAAAAGGAAACGGGUCGAGAGUUGCAACAAGUGUAAGGCCAUCUUUCCGUCGAGGACGAUGAAAAAGCAGCACCAGGAAACGUGUCUUGCUGGUGACAUUCAGGUUUAAGUUUGAAUGACGACUUGAUUUAUGAGUUCUGUUACGAAAUAAAAAAAAAAAAAACAAUGAA